AAUCAAACAGCGCAGGACAAGUUACAAAACCAAAACAAGCAACGGCACUCGUUUAAAGACUCCCAUUUAAAUACCGGAAAAUGCUAUUUCGCAAGGCGCGCCGUCACUUUCUGCCGUUCUACAUGUUCAAUGGCUUCUUGUGACAGCGAAACGAACGAUAUCAGCGUUUGCGUUACAACAGCUCCAAUAUUGGUCAACCGAGGUCUGAGCUUACACACAACAGCUUGUUGGACAACUAUGCGAACAGCAAUGUGAUAAUAAACAUUGACAACUGCGCGCUCUACAGCACCAAUAGGCCAGCUGACCGAAAGUCGAUAACUGGCGCAUCGCACGAUCGACAGCGACGACGACGCCAGCGGUUUUUAGUCAUUUUUCGGUUUUUCUGCGCAACGGUCGCUUUCGGCUUGGCAAUCGCCUGCGUCAUCUACACGCUUCACACAAUGGGCUGGAUUUUUGCUGUGCUCGUCGCACUCGUGGCUCUGCUGCUGACGAAACCCGGCUGGCGAUGGUUCUACAUAGCGGGUGCGACCGCUAGUCGCGAUCUGACAGCUCUCUGGGCCUAUAUCAAGCUCCUGAGGUACACGAAGCGCCAUGAGCGGCUCAACUACACGGUGGCGGACGUCUUCGAGGGGAAUGUUAGAGCCCAUCCGGAUAAGGUGGCUGUGGUCAGUGAGACGCAGCGCUGGACCUUCCGGCAGGUGAACGAGCACGCCAACAAAGUGGCCAACGUGCUGCAGGCUCAGGGCUACAAAAAGGGCGAUGUGGUGGCCUUGUUGCUGGAGAACCGCGCCGAGUACGUGGCCACCUGGCUGGGUCUCUCCAAGAUCGGUGUGAUCACUCCGCUGAUCAACACAAAUCUGCGCGGUCCUUCCCUGCUGCACAGCAUCACGGUGGCCCACUGCACGGCUCUCAUUUACGGCGAGGACUUCCUGGAAGCGGUUACCGAGGUGGCCAAGGAUCUGCCAGCCGAGCUCACACUCUUCCAGUUCAACAAUGAGAACAACAACAGCCAAACGGAGAAGAACAUCCCCCAGGCCAAGAACCUGAAUGCUCUGCUGACCACCGCCAGCUUUGAGAAGCCUAACAAGACGCAGGUGAACCACCACGACAAACUGGUCUACAUCUACACCUCCGGCACCACGGGAUUGCCGAAGGCAGCGGUUAUCUCUCACUCCCGUUAUCUGUUUAUCGCUGCUGGCAUUCACUACACCAUGGGAUUCCAGGAUGAGGACAUCUUCUACACGCCCCUGCCAUUGUACCACACCGCUGGAGGCAUUAUGUGCAUGGGUCAGUCGGUGCUCUUUGGCUCCACGGUGUCCAUUCGCAAGAAGUUCUCGGCAUCCAACUAUUUCGCCGACUGCGCCAAGUACAAUGCAACAAUUGGUCAGUACAUCGGGGAGAUGGCUCGCUACAUUCUAGCUACGAAACCCUCGGAAUAUGACCAGAAACACCGAGUGCGUCUAGUCUUCGGAAACGGACUGCGACCGCAGAUUUGGCCACAGUUUGUGCAGCGCUUCAACAUCGCCAAGGUGGGCGAGUUCUAUGGCGCCACUGAGGGCAAUGCGAACAUCAUGAACCAUGACAACACGGUGGGCGCCAUCGGCUUUGUGUCGCGCAUCCUGCCCAAGAUCUACCCAAUCUCGAUCAUUCGAGCCGAUCAGGACACCGGGGAGCCCAUUAGGGAUAGAAAUGGCCUGUGCCAGCUGUGCGCUCCCAACGAGCCAGGCGUAUUCAUUGGCAAGAUCGUCAAGGGAAAUCCUUCUCGCGAGUUCCUUGGCUACGUUGACGAAAAAGCUUCUGCCAAAAAGAUUGUCAAGGAUGUCUUCAAGCACGGCGACAUGGCUUUCCUCUCCGGUGAUUUGCUGGUUGCCGACGAGAAGGGCUAUCUGUACUUCAAGGAUCGCACCGGUGACACCUUCCGCUGGAAGGGUGAGAACGUGUCCACCAGCGAGGUGGAGGCGCAGGUCAGCAAUGUGGCCGGGUACAAGGAUACCGUGGUUUACGGCGUGACUAUUCCGCACACCGAGGGAAGGGCCGGCAUGGCCGCCAUCUACGAUCCUGAGCGAGAGUUGGACCUCGACGUCUUCGCCGCUAGUUUGGCCAAGGUGCUGCCCGCCUACGCUCGUCCCCAGAUCAUUCGAUUGCUCACCAAGGUGGACCUCACUGGAACCUUCAAGCUGCGCAAGGUUGACCUGCAGAAGGAGGGCUACGACCCGAACGCGAUCAAGGACUCGCUGUACUACCAGACUUCAAAGGGGCGGUACGAGCUGCUCACGCCCCAGGUUUACGACCAGGUCCAGCGCAACGAAAUCCGCUUCUAAGAGCUGCAAUGGAUUUGUGUCUGAGCCUUGCCUUUUGCCCGAUAUGCUGUUAAUUAGUUUGUAAGACUAAGUCUAGGAGAGGAAAAACGGGGGAAAUCGGCACCAGAGAUCUUUCAGCCUAGGAGAGAUUGAUCCGAAGCGCAUUUCCAUGUCAACAUUACUCUUUUGUAUAUCGUAAGCAUAUAUAACGUAAACGUAGUUGCAUCUGCAUUUGUGUAGAUGAUAGCCCCCUAUACGCAUUUUAAUUGUUUUUAGCGUGCUAAAGAACCUUGUUAAGUGCAAUUUCAGCUAUUGUUUAGUCAGUUUUAGUGGCAUUUACACUUCCAUUCUCGCUGCGUUUGCCUGUACAUAUGAGAAGCGCUGAUGUUUUUGUAUCAAAUAAAGUUUAUUCCUUCACCA
Messenger RNA from Drosophila erecta, 2720 nucleotides. RefSeq names its product long-chain fatty acid transport protein 4 (gene Fatp1). NCBI's taxonomy places the organism in Eukaryota, Metazoa, Arthropoda, Insecta, Diptera, Drosophilidae. Gene Ontology annotation, molecular function: long-chain fatty acid-CoA ligase activity; long-chain fatty acid transmembrane transporter activity. The transcript has 6 exons. Gene Ontology annotation, biological process: triglyceride homeostasis. Bases 441 to 2321 code for a protein of 626 amino acids. Gene Ontology annotation, cellular component: endoplasmic reticulum. The record is from RefSeq and is a predicted model, not a curated record.